AUGCGUCAUCUCUCCGCGCGCCCUCACUUGAGUUGCGUCAUCAGCGCGCGCCCUGCCCUGUUUGGACCAAAUUCCUUCUAUCUUUGGACCCAGCACCAGCGCGAUGAUUUCAGCAGCGGUUCUGCGAGGUGUCGCGAGCCUGACCCGGGCACGAGCCGCUCACACAGCUCCGCUGGCCGUCAGAUGUUACUCUCACACUAAAGUGGAGACGGACGAGGAGUUUGACUCGCGCUGGGUGACGUACUUCAGCAAACCAGACCUGGACGCCUGGGAGCUGCGCAAAGGGAUGAACACUCUGAUUGGCUACGAUCUCGUUCCGGAGCCGAAGAUCUUGGCGUCGGCUCUGCGCGCCUGCAGGCGAUUGGAUGAUCUGGCCAGUGCCAUCCGCAUCCUAGAGGCCGUCAAGGAUAAGUCGGGUCCUCAUCGGGACAUUUACCCGUAUGUGAUCCAGGAGCUCGGCCCGACUCUGCAGGAGCUCGGCAUCUCCACGCCGGAGGAGCUCGGCAUACACACCGCCUGAUGCUGCUCACGAGCCGCCGUUUACAUGGUUUCUGUGCGUCCGAUGUUCUGGGAGUCCAGCUCGUCCCGUCCUGUAUGAAAUACAGCCCAAAUAAAUUAUAAAGCAAUACUGAAAGAGUGUGUGAGAGUUUUCCUGCGUCACUGUCAGCUUGUGUUUGAAUGAGUUUGUACACACAGACACUGAAUUACAUGUGUGUGUUUCUGAUGCUGACAAUUUGAUUAAACAUUAUUAUCCAGCA
This is a messenger RNA of Pimephales promelas (fathead minnow), 758 nucleotides long. The record is from RefSeq and is a predicted model, not a curated record. NCBI's taxonomy places the organism in Eukaryota, Metazoa, Chordata, Actinopteri, Cypriniformes, Leuciscidae.